CAAUUCAACAAAAGCUUUAUAAUUUGAAAACAAUAUGAUACAAAAUAAAUUACAUAUUUUAGGAGACGAAAUGAUUCCAAGAUGGUUUGAGAUUUCUGUUUUGGAAUUUCUAAUAACUAUACUAGUGUUUUCAAUAGUAAAAGGAGAAGACAUACAUUUUUCGGAAAAGAAUCUUUUAUUGGAAGAGAAUAAAUAUCAUACUGAUUCAUUUAAUAAUAUUGGUACAGGAACUAAUUUUAAGACGAAUGAAAAUAGUGAAGAAAAUGAGAACCUUGAAAAAUCCUAUUGGUUUUUGAACAUACCACUUUUGCCUGUAGUGGUUGCGACUUCUAAUGCUAUUCCGGAAGGUCCAUGCAAAAAACAGUUAAAUUUGUAUCUUAAUCAUUUGAAAAAUGGGACUUUAUGGGCGGCUGAAAUGUUUGAUUCAUCGGCAAAAUAUCCUUACGGAAUAUUUGAUGGGCAUCUACGACAUUUGGGAAACUUCGAUCAGUGUUUUCGAAUUAAAACAAAAAUUCCAAAUUCCGAAGGAGAUGGAAAAUUUGAAGAAAUUCGUAGCAGAUAUUGUUUAGUGGAUAUUAAAUACCAAGAAAAAGAAGAACCGAAAAAUGUCCCUGGAAAACUUGAUAUUUGGUUCGACUCUCAAGGUUCCGCUUGGGAAUCAAUCAGAGAAAAAGGCGAUUUUCGAAGGUUUCAGCGGUAUCUUUUGCAAAUGGCCUUAUGUGUGCCAGCAAGUUGCCACCUUGAAGAUAUUACAACAGCCUUAAAAAAACCUUUAGAAAAAUUUAGCAAACAAUACAAUGUUGAAGUGCAAGCAUCAAUUCAAAAAGACCUCUGCCAAGCUGCUCACGAAGCUACAGAAAUUUCUAAUUACGCUAUAGCUUACUGUAUUGUCUUAAUUUCAAUAAUCACUCUUGUAAUAGUCAGCACUAUAUAUGACGCUGAAUCUAACGCAAUAAGAAAGCAAUCACUAACAAAGGAAUUAUUAUUUUGCUUUUCCGCCCGCAGAAGUUUAAAUAAUAUUUUCAGAGUGACUUAUCGACAUCGUGGACUUGAUUGUUUACACAUGCUUCGAAUUAUUUUUACAUCUGUUGUGAUAACAGGUCACAGACAAAUUCAAACUUUACACACUUCGGACGUAAAUACUAUGACUGGGCCCCUAGGGAUGACGUAUCACAAUGGAUCUAUUAUCGUGGAUGGAUUUCUUGGUAUCGGAGGGCUUGUAUUGUCUUAUCAAUUAUUAGAAUAUCUGGAAAAGUCAAAACGAUUAAAUAUGCCGUUUUUGAUUAUAAAUCGAUUUGUGAGAUAUGUUGUGGGAAUAAUUAUGGGAGCUUUUAUUUAUGAUUAUAAAUUUGCGGCUUGGCGUCUCCCCAAGAUAUGGUCUCGAAUUUUAUUUGUUCUACAAGUAGUACUGCUGAGUCUUUAUAUUCAACGUCUUGGAUAUCAAUUUAUGGAUCCAAACGAGAAACCAAGUCUUUUUCUAAAAGCUCUCUAUGCAAGUCUUCAUAGACCAAUUUUCGCCUUUAGCAUGUGCUCUGCCGCACUUCUUAUCACAAUUGGCGAUGGUUUAGAUUUUCAAUACAACCUCUUGACACCUAGAUGGAUUCAACCUAUUUCUAAACUUUCUUACGCAAUUUAUCUACUCCACUUUGCGAUUCAAUCAUACGAUCUUGGCACUGCACGAAAACCGUUUGCUUAUUCAUCCUACAAUAUGUAUACCUUCUUCGUCAUAGACGGAGUUUUUGUAUUAAUGUUGUCCUUAUUUUCCGUUGUGAUAAUAGAGGAACCGUUCAAAAAUAUUGGAAAUUUAUUACUCAAAAGAAAAGAAGCAAGGAAAUCAGAAGUCAACUUAUCUGAAGAAAGCAACAAGAAAUUGGACUGAUUCCAGCAUAAGUGAAAAUUUUUAAAAAUUUUAAUUUUAAUUUUAAUUUAAUUUUAAUUUA
Messenger RNA from Belonocnema kinseyi, 1940 nucleotides. RefSeq lists its product as uncharacterized. Lineage: Eukaryota; Metazoa; Arthropoda; Insecta; Hymenoptera; Cynipidae. Bases 35 to 1879 code for a protein of 614 amino acids. The record is from RefSeq and is a predicted model, not a curated record. The transcript has 10 exons.